Molecule: messenger RNA, 519 nt
Organism: Penicillium alfredii
Lineage: Eukaryota; Fungi; Ascomycota; Eurotiomycetes; Eurotiales; Aspergillaceae
Product: mitochondrial 54S ribosomal protein mL59
Exons: 3
Coding region: 1-519 (172 amino acids)
Cellular component (GO): mitochondrial large ribosomal subunit
Molecular function (GO): structural constituent of ribosome
Source: RefSeq, a predicted model, not a curated record
AUGUCGUCCCCCGCUACAACGCGCCCAACCCCCCCGACGGGGGAAACUCCCGCGGAGGAGCCUCUUCCCUCACCCUAUACUCCUGAUCGGGAGGCCAAGGGUGCUCAUAAACAAGAUCCAACUGCCUUUUCACCCUCUCGUGCUCUUCUCCAAAACAACCCCUCAGCGCGCAAUCCCUUCCUUCCUCAAAAGAACUUCCGCACUGGAAAGUGGAUCAGUCCGCGAUUUGGGCUACGGCAGCAGGCAGACCUGGUGAAGCUGGCCAUCAGAUACAACGUUGAGCCACUCUUGCCCCUGGGUCGCAAGUCAACCGAGUUUAAGGCAACGCGGCUGGCCGAGCGUGGCCUGCGCAUCAAGGGUACUGGUAUUGGACAGAAGGUCAAGGGUCACAAGUGGGAGCGGACGAUGGAGACAAGACUCGAGGAUCGUCGCAAGGCUAUGAUGGAGAUGCCGGAAAUGAUUCGGUUGUGGAAGCAGAGAGGUCAUGGCCGCGGCUGGCAAAGGUGGCCCAAGCGGUAA